GCGUUUUUUAAACAUGGCGCCUGUGGUGAAGUGCGAGUUCCUGUCAAUGCAGCGUAGUUUAGGAUCUUGAUAUUAGAGAUGGGCGUAGAAAACUUGUCAGGUCAAUAUGUUAGAGCUGUUUAUCCAUUUGAAACCAACCAUCCAAGGGAGAUAAGUCUGUCUAAGGGUGACAUCAUUAGAGUGACCAGCGUGAUAGAUGAUAACUGGUACUGCGGACAGUUAAGGGGGAGGGAGGGGAACUUCCCCUCCAGCUUUGUGGAGGUCCUUAGUUUACCAGCAGUAGAAGAGGGGCAGGUAUUGUUUGGUGCUGUAGAAAACUUCCCUGCUCAGCAAGAUGGUGAUCUGGAAUUUAGAAAAGGUGCUAUUAUCUUGGGAACUCACCAGAUUGAUGCCAACUGGUGGAAAGGUCAGCUGGGGUCCAGCAAGGGGAUUUUUCCAGUCACCCAUGUCAUGGAGCUGGAACUACUGCCCUCCCUAAAAGAACGGAGCCACAGUCUCCACUCGACGGAGCCCCUGUUUGCCCUGGCCCUGUGUGAUUCGGUGGCUCAGCUCGAUGAGGAGCUGGGGUUUAAGACUGGUGAUAUAAUUACUGUGACUGAGAUCCUAGACUCAGAUUGGUAUUAUGGGGAGCUGGGAAGUAAGAAGGGGAUGUUCCUUUCCUCCUGUGUGGAGCUGAUACAGGACACAGCACCAGGGGGAGGGGGGCCAGUCUCUCAUCAGGUCACUAAAAAAUCCAGCUCCUCCAUUCAGAAAUCCUUCUCUUUGGAUCAGUCUUAUUAUAGCAGUGUUAGUGAUGGACAGCCUGUUGGAGGAGAUGUCAGCCAAUCAGAAUCACACGAUGUGCCAAAUAGCCAAUCACAGUUAACUAUACCAGAUCAAAGUGCUGCCUACACCAGCGAGAACUUGAAGAGUCUGGACUCCUCUGUUAGUCCAUAUGCCAUGACCUUGUACAGGUUUGAAGGUCAGUCGGACAAUGAACUUUCUUUUGAUGCCAAUGAGAUUGUGUACCUUGUCCAACAUGUGGACGACCAGUGGAUGGAGGGAGAGAUUGACGGGAGGAUAGGUCUGUUCCCCACAUGUUUUGUGUCCAUUAUUGUCGAUUGUCCUUACGCUUUCUCUGAAAAUGAGGCAAUAAAUAGAACAGAGAUAAAUGCUUCUGAGGAAGAAGGGACAAGGAGUUAUCAUGAAGAACCAUCAGAAAUUGACCAAGAGGUGAAAAAUAAAGAUCUAGAUAUAAAUGAGAAUCAGAAUUUUUCAACAGUGGAGGAAACAUUGAACAAAUCUCAUGGCUGUGUUAAUGGAGUUGAACAAAAUUUGAGCAGGGACCAGUAUGCACUUGUUUUGUUUUCGUUCACUGCAGAAACUGACCAGGACCUUACUGUGACGGAAGGGGACACCGUUAAGAUUUUAGAGUAUCUGAACACCGAAUGGGUGAGGGCAUUAAAUGAGAAUUCUGGGAAAUCGGGAUUAGUUCCCACGGUUUUCCUUGACAUUAUUGAUGAUAGUCCAUUACAGUCUCCUGCUCCAGAUUACAGAAAUCAUGAAGUUAAAGGUGGAAGUAGUGAAAUUGUUAGUGAUAAAGAGGAACUGAGUGUUGAAACCCAAUUUCAUGUUACACCAUCUAGUGAUAAAGUGAAAAAAACGAUAGAUGACAAAAUAUCAUCUGUUCCAGUCAUAAAACCAAGUUUAUCGAUAAGUGAUCAUACCACAGAACAUAGAGAACACAAUGUAGCUCCUGAAACAUCUCAACAAAACAUACAUAAAAGUAAUAUUAAAGAGAAAAGUGGGAGCCAAAGCAUAAAUUUUACAUUGGAGCAAAAGCCAGUAUUACCAGUUAAACCUCAGCUGAACCCUAAACCUGUAACAAAACCCAAACCAAGCCUAUCGCCCAAACCCAAUCUACCAAACAAAACGAGAUUACAUCCCGUAAAAGAAACCGAAGACAGCGAGGCGUCACUUCUCAAGUCUUCAUCUGCCCAAGUUCUUCACAGCCCUGAUGAAUCUAGCAGCACAUUGCAAAAAUCUCUGUCCACAAAUGAAUUGUCUAGUUCAGUAUCAGAUACCAAAACUGAAAACAGGAGAGCUACAUUUUCUUUUGGUGAUGUAGAUACAUCAAAAUCAUUAAAUGACUUAAUAUCAAGUGAAUUAACCAAAGCAAAAAAUGAUGUGAAACCUGAUGAUGCCAAAGAGAAAAUGGGCAAUAAGCCAGCUCACCCAGGCAAGCCAAUACUAAAAAGAGAUCAAGCCAGUAACAAAUCCUCUAGUUCUUCAAAUUUAAUUAAAACAGAUCCAAAGAGACACUCUGUAAAUUUUCCAAUUCAAGACACGGCACAUCAAAAAAUAAUUUCCAAUGAUGACUUCCAUGGUACAUUUUCAACAGGAAAUUCAGUCUUCUUUGUGGACCCAGUUCCAUCCAAAAAAAGUUACCCCUCCAUGAGAAAACCUCCUCCCAUUCCACAAAGGUCAUUUGAGCAGUUUGAUCGUUCACCCUCCCUCAAAAAAGACCCCCCACCCCGCCCUACCGGCCCCCGACUGGCCUCUGCACCUCCGACUGUUCCUUUAAUUCCCGUAAAAGUGACCGAUACUAAUCAUGUGAAACAGAAUGGUCAGACACCCAGGACAAGGCCAUCCAGACCCGCCCCUUCCUGUCCCGUUCCCUCUCGACCCGCACCAACCCGACCCAUGCCAACCCGCCCUGCGCCAACAAGACCACAGCCAUCAUCCACAGGACCAGCUCAGCCGGGACCUGGGGAGGGACUUAUUGAUCUGGAGGAUACAUUUAAAGCUGAGGCUCAUUCUGUGGCUGUGGCUGACCUCAGAAAAAAGAUCAAAGACCUAGAAAUGGACGUUGACAACUGUGAGAAAUCCAGGACUGAGCUAGAAAGAACACUACAAGGAAGUGAAGAUAAUGAAGAAAUAAAAGAAAACAUUGAGUUUUACACAGACAACAUUAGUGGUCUUAAUGCUGAGUUGAGCGAACUCAGGAAGAACCUGGUGGUGCUGUGCCCUGAGGAGGGGGAUUUGGAGGCUCAGAGAGAGGCAGAGAGGAGGAGGCAGGAGGAGGAGGAGAGACAGCGAGAGGAGGAGAAGAAGAGGACCGAGGAGAUGAAGGAGAAGAGGAGAGAGAAGAGGGGGAAGGUGAUAGAGGAACUGAUCCAGACAGAGAAGGACUUCCAGCACAGUCUGGGUCUCUGUAUAGAGACCUUCCUGUCUCCCGGGGCAGAAAAGCAUCCUGAGGUGGAUCUGACCGUGUUGAUGGGGAACAUUGAGGACGUAGCAGACAUAUCACAGAGAUUACUGAGUGCCCUGGAGGGGGCCGUACAGGGGAAGGACUUCGAGGAACAAGUCAUAGGUGUAUGUUUUGUGGUGCUAUCAGAAGACAUGAAAACUGCCUUUGCUCCAUACUGCCGUAACCAUGAUGAAGUCAUCACACUGCUUGAAAAGUAUGAGGAGAGUGAGUCCAUCAUGGUGUACAUCAAUAAGAUGCUGGACAAACUCCGACAGAAGACUGUGGUGUUUGAUCUCGGGGCUCUCCUCAUUAAGCCAGUCCAGAGGAUCCUCAAAUACCCACUGCUGCUCAACGAACUCUUCAAGGCAACAGAGGAUGAUCACCCAGACAAAAAAGAAAUUCUGACAGCCAUCAAUGCCAUGACAGAUGUAGCAUCAGCCAUCAAUGAAUACAAACGCAGAAAGGAUCUAGUGUUCAAAUAUAAGAAAGUUUCAGAUGAGACUUUUGGAGACAAACUUGCCAAAUUGAGCUUCCAUACAAUAAAGAAAAAAGGCAGCAGGUUCAAAGGUCGAAUUAGUACCAAUCUGGGACUUCUGCUGAUCAAGGAUGAGGACUUUGAUAGAGAGGAGGCAAAGUUCAGACAAAUGGAGAAAAUGGUGAAAGUCUUUAUAAGAAACACACAGAUAUACAUGGACCAUUUACAGGAGUCAGUGUCUUGCCAUGAGUGUGUGGUGGCCGACCUGGCCGAUUUUUAUGAUGAUCGACAGAGUAACGCAGAAAUGGAGAAAUACCAGGAGGCCCAGGAAAAUCUGGAUAGGAAGCAUCUACCCACAUUUCAAGAGACAGUUCGUGACCUGGUUACCUCCCCUUUGAACAGACUGACAUCCCUGUUUGAGGCCCCAAACAAAGUGAUACAGAAGAGGUUUGAUAAACUGCUGGACUACGACUCCAUGCAGAGGAAAGUCACUGAUGGAAGGAUGCCAGAGAAGGCCCUUCAGCCUGUUAAGAGUGAUUAUGAUGGACUGAAUGCCCAGCUUCUAGAUGAGCUUCCUAAGCUGUAUAGCUUGUCUCUCCAUCUCCUACAGGACUGUAUCGCAGCGUUUGUACAAGCUCAGAGAGAGUACAUCAACCAGCGAUCUCUACAGCUGUCUGAUACCCUCGACCUUCCAUCUCUUCUCUCUUCCACUGAUAACUUGAUGGAAAACUUCAAUAUCAGGCACGUAGCAGUGGUCGACAAGAUGUCCUGUCUUAGUUUUAUACCCAAAGGAUUCAACCCUAAAGUGGACGCACUGAAACAGCCAGACAAAAAAGGGAAAAGGCCGUCCCUAGUUGAAGAGACAGUCAGUUCCCAGGCUCAGAGUCAGAAAGUGUACCUUCAGCAAAAGUUCCCAGCAGAGAAACUGUACAGGGUGUUACAGAAUUACACUGCCAGUGAUCUGAUGGACUUGUCCCUCAAUGUGGGGGAUCUGGUGGGGGUGGUCCAGGAAAAGGACCCCAUGGGGAACAAGGACAGGUGGUUUGUCGACAGUGGAGCUUCUAAAGGGUUUAUACCCUCACGACUCCUUCAAUCGUAUCAGUCCUCAGAUGUCACGGUCUGUGAAGAAACCAAUCAGAUUUAUCCUAACAUCCCUGUACCAACAUCACCCCUCUCACCCACUGUGAUUGGUCAAAGACAGCGUUUGACCUCCACUGGAAGUCAAGGGUCAACAAGUUCAUCUGCAGUUGAUGGUCUGAUACAAAGUUCCACCUCAUUAGACAGUGGUCAGGUGUCGACUCAGAGGUCAUCAACAAGGUCAUCUACACUGAUCAGUCAGAAGAGCCUAAGCAAUGAGUUAGAUGAGUUAUUAGAUGAAGACAUGACACCUGAUCUACCUUCAGUAGAAGAUUCUGUCAAACAUGAAUGUGAAGAGUUUUUCUAUGCUGAGUAUGCCUUCCAGUCCCGGGCAGCCAACGAAGUGAGUUUGUUUGAAGGACAGGUUGUGACUGUGUACGUCAAACACGAUGAGCAGGGUAACAGUGAGUGGUGGUAUGUAGAUGCUGAUGGGGUCAAAGGAACUGGAAAAAUCUUUAAAAAUCUUCUUCUCAAGAAUGACAAAGCCAUAAUUCAUCAUAUUUAUAUGGAAGCAUGCUCAGGUAGUGUAGAUUCAAAAAUUUACCCAGUUGACCUGUUUAAGAAGAAUGUCAACGGGUCGGAGUUGGUCAUUGAAGAACAUGGCCUAAGUCUCAAGGAGUCCUACAAGAUGGUGGACCAUCGCCUGCUGGAGAGGGCACUCCACAGAACCUGUAAUCUCCACUCCGGAGACUGGAACAUGAAUGUGGUCAGGAAAAGUCUGUACUUCCUGAGUCAUUCAGCCAUCACUUCUGGUUAGCUCUAUAACAUCAGAGUGGCAUACCAGGCCUUUGAACAGUUUGACAUGAAGGGACUUUUGAUUGACCAAGAGAUCCUACUCAGUAGUAUCAAGAUGUGUGGACGAUCCAUUGCUCCUAUGAAGUUAAUGCACAGAUUAAAACAUAUGAAGGUUCAUUUUGAAGACAAAACUCGCAUCCAGUUAUCUGAGUACCUUGAGCUUAUCUUGUGGUGUGGGACAUACAAGGACUAUAAGCCCGAGGAGGACACAGCACCACAGGGGAAGGACAAAGAUCUAUAUAAGCUGGCUGACUUUGAGCAGCUCCUUUCACACUAUGAUGCCCGUCUUGCCAAGAAACUAAAUGAUGAAUACCUCAAAGAGGAAUGGGACUUUGGACAGGAAAACCUGGGAAGUAAGAAGAUGUUUAAGGAGCCUCCCAUUAUCUGUGCUCAGGACAGAAUGGACAUGGCUAGAAAGCAAAGAAAACUGUACAAACAUCUGAAAAAAGAGAUUGGAAACUCGCAGAACAUGGUGUACCGAGUGAAAGCUGGUUUUGUAAGGGAUCGCCCCCUGACAGCACCAGAUUUAUCCAUGUACCAGAGGAGCCAAAAAAUAAAAGAAAAACCGGAGAUGACAACCAAGUCAGCAUAUGACAAGAUAACUCAUCGGAUUAACAGUGCCAGAUCUCGGGCCGGCGGUGAGGACAGCCCCCUGUGUGACACUUCAGAUCGUCCCCAGUACGUCCGACCCCCAGAGAAAACAGUCACACCCAUUGUCUCUGAGGAGGAAAUUCUGGAGACUCAACUCAAGAAAGACAACCUGGUGUUUGAUAUAGAAACUGUGGAAAAAAGACAUAGACUUCAAAUGGAACAGACACUGGAUUUCUACAUCCCUGGCAUCAUGGAGAAAAUAGCUAAGAAAGAAGCUGAGGAGUGUCAGGUGGUUGUGGAGGAUAAACCCAGCAGUCCUCGGAGGAAAACACCCAGUGAGGAGACCAUCAACCACUUAGCUUACCCAGAAUCCCACAGUAAUCAGUGUCACUCAAAGGCUUGUGAUGCAAGGUAUCGUGGAUGGCAUGAGGUGCAAACCAAGAAAGGAGGACAUUUUAUUCUAACUUCCCCAACAUUUGAGAAUUCUUACCAAGGCAGGCUUCAGAAAAAAUUACACUUGAGGACAAAAGUGCAAGCCAAGAAAGUCACCUCUGAAUUUGCUUAUCGAUACACCAAAUCAAGUGAAGUUAAAAAGAGAGCUCAGAUUACGGCCAGCCGACCUAACACUGCCCCUGCUGUCAUGCAGAAUCCAGUUGAAGAAGAAGAGGAACAAGAGGAAAUCUCUGAAGAGAAGGACCUCUAUCACACAGAAUCCAUACAUACUGUUGACACAGGGUACGAAUCUUGUGAUGACAAAAGUCUUCCCAGUUCCAAGGCUAGUCUGACUCCUUCACAAGCUUGGGGUAGUGAAGUUGACAGUAUUGUUUCUAAGAGUCCUAUCGAACCCCACCAUCCACCUGAGGCUGAAAGUGAAGAAAUGUCUGUCACCUCCAGGAGCACUGAAGAUUAUGACAUGAUUCAGCUAAAACCACAUGAUAGAGACCAGUCUUCACCUACCAGAAAGGUCCAUUUAGAUACAAGUGAGAGAGCUAGCAGUGUCCCAUUAGAUAGUGCUAAAAUUGUAAUAGUGCCAAAGAAAGAGAAAAUUUCAAUAGACUCUGCACCCAUUCCACAAAUGCAGCAUUCAAAGCCAAAAGUGGUGGCUGUAGGAGGAAUAGGCAAGAUAUCCCUGCUGGAGAGUAUUUCUGAACUUAAACAGUGGGAGGAAGAGACGGAAGAAAGAAAAGACUUAGAUUCCACCAGACCAGAGAGCAUGCCCAAUCCCAGUCUCCAGGAGGAUCCAGGACACAAAAAACUGGUGGAGGGUGAGGAGAAAAGCCUGGAAGAUAACCUCAAUCUGCUAAGUCGCAGGUUGAGUGCUGAUGGGGGAAAAGACAGUAAGAGAAACUCGAGAGCAAGCAAUGAGAUGCCAGCCAUGUCUAUAGAAGAAAAGAUCGAAAGGGAAAAACAAGCCAGAAUAAAGAAACAGAAGAGACUACAAGGCUCAAACCUGGAGAAAAUGGGAGUGACUGUAUUUUCCAGGAAAACUAGUCUGAAAUCUGAUUCCACACAACAUACCACAUCCACUUCUUCUGUGGAAUCCUCAGACCCCCAGAACAGCCAAUCAAAUCUCAACCCAGAUGUACAAAGGAAAAAUCAAUCCAAAGGUGGAGACAACAUUGACUCUCCAACUCCUAGAAGUCAUAGACCUAGCUUUGGAUGUAGAAACCAUUCCGUAACAGCCAAUACAUUCGCCAAAGAAAAGAGCACCAGACCUUGUUCAAAUUCAUCAAAUCCUACCGAAAAAGAUAAAAACAAUAAAAACUCUAGUCUGCAACAGAUUUACAAGAAAUCUGUACGUAACAAUGUUACAACCACAACAGACUUUGAGAAAGAAAACAUCAAUGUAAAAGAUUCCAAGAUCAGCACCGGACAUCAUGACAAGAGAGCGUCAGUUAGCAGGGGACAGAACUGUGGCAAGGGAAAGUAUGAUAGAUUGCUCAAGAGACUAGAGGGUAGUAUAUCAGAGGUGUUUGCUAAUAAGCUGGCUGCAGCUCGUCCAAAAGUCAAGUAGAGCUCUUGCUGCAUCAGUACUCAAAAAAAGUCAAGUAAAGCCCUUACAUUGGUACUAAAAGGGUUUAUCGAAUACCGGUAAGCUAGUAACAGCUCCUUGUGCCUAUGCACUCAGAGGGAUCAACCAAUGAGCUGGUACCUGCUCAUCCAAAAGUCAUCUACUAGAAGCAGAAGGUCAAACGGUUAAGUCAUAGUGCACCAGUACUAAAUCGUAGUGCAUCAGUAUUCAUGGAGAUCAUAACUUAGUGCUUGUUUGUAUACAUAACUGUCACAUAAUUUAUGAAUUCUUGGAGUUCAAACCUGUUUUGUAUCUGAUAUUCAUGUUUCAAAGACUUAAUUUUUCCUUGUGUUCUUCAAUCCAUGCACAGGUGCAGAGUUUUCUUAAUGUGACUGAAAUUCCCAGAUUUUAUUGUUACAAAUUUAUGUAUUUUUCAUGUGAUUUUAAAAUUAUUCAUUUUUUUUUUAUUGUAUCAAAGCAUACAAUGUGCAGUGAUAUAAAGGAAAAUGAAAUCUUUUAUUGAAAAAAAUUAAGUCAACUCUUAAUGGUAGCUAUCAUGUUUUUUAACAUUUUUUUUAGAUAAUCAUAGCUACAUCAAAUGUAAGAUUUAUUGCAUUAUUUGGAAUAUAUAUUUUCCUUAAUAUUGAUGAGAAAUAAUUUCUGCAUGAAAUCAAGAGAAAAGAAGCUAGUGUUUUUGUGUCUUUUGUACUGAAAGUUGUUGCUCAAAUAACUAAAUUGUCUUGUGAUAUUUCUAUGUGGUGCUAAUUAAAACUCUAAAUGAUU
Saccostrea cuccullata (small rock oyster) is the source of this 9021-nucleotide messenger RNA. Its product is annotated as dynamin-binding protein-like. Gene Ontology annotation, biological process: intracellular signal transduction. The record is from RefSeq and is a predicted model, not a curated record. Gene Ontology annotation, molecular function: protein binding; guanyl-nucleotide exchange factor activity. Gene Ontology annotation, cellular component: cytoplasm. The transcript has 32 exons. NCBI's taxonomy places the organism in Eukaryota, Metazoa, Mollusca, Bivalvia, Ostreida, Ostreidae.